CCGCCCGCGGGCGGCUGCGCCGUAGUUGCCGGCCCUCCCGGUGAUCGCCGCUGCCCUCCAGAGUUGAAGGACCUGAACGGCGCUAUGACCACCGCGGACAUGGCCCGUGAAGUUGAGGAGCUGAGGAAGGAGUGCGCCAGUUACACAGAGAAACUGGAGAGGAUCAAGUCUGCUACCAACCGAGUAACGCCAGAAGAAAAAGAGAAGGUCUGCAGCGAGCAGAAACUUUACUGCAAGGAGUGGCGGAGGAGGAAGCGGAUGGCGACCGAGCUGCUCGACGCCAUCCUGGAGGGAUACCCCAAAAGCAAGAAGCAGUUCUUUGAGGAGGUCGGAAUAGAAACCGAUGAGGACCACAACGCCACGCUCCCAGCAGCUGUGUGAGGUGCAGAUGGAUGGCCUUACUUUACAGAGAACACGUGGUGGUGGAACUGAUGCUGACACUCAGUUGUUGGGUUUUAGAUUUGUUUUCUUCCAUAAUUUUUUUCAGGGCUUGUACUUGUCCUGCAUCUUUUAUAUAUUUUUGUUUAAAAAUGCUUUGCCCAUGGAAGAGUAGUUAGAGCAACUGACUCAGCAGUGGACCCUCUCCCUUUCUCAUGUGCCGAGGGAACGUUAUUUUUUUCUUACCUUUCGGUGCUGUAGGCUGUUUUGGGUGGGUGUCUUCACCAGGCAGUGGCUGGGAUGGUUUAAGAGCACUGGGUGAGAGGUGUGGUGCUCUGUAAGAACAGGAAGCAGGUGCCUCAGAGAGGUGAAGGAAGUAGUUACCAUUAUGGCCAGUAUUUCUGUGAUUUGUACAUGGAGGGCACUGCUUCCCUCAGCCUGCACCGAGUUGUACGCAAGACCGUGAUUCAUUAAACACCCUGCUUCUGUUUCA
Messenger RNA from Meleagris gallopavo (turkey), 871 nucleotides. The record is from RefSeq and is a predicted model, not a curated record. NCBI's taxonomy places the organism in Eukaryota, Metazoa, Chordata, Aves, Galliformes, Phasianidae.